AUGCCUGUUCUCUAUCUGUCUAUACUCCUUAUCCAAGAAGUUUACAGCAAUCACAUAGACACUUAUAUCCUCUCACCCAUCAUGAGAUUGUCUGGACUCAUUCCUAUCCUCGCUGCCUCUACUGCAGUGGCAUCGGAUCUUGCGAACCACGGCCCCACGGCCUCUUCGAGAAACAUCGACGAGUCACUUCCGGCUAGCGACAUAAAUCAACCCUUAGAGCUCCGCGGUGCACAGGGAGAACCUCUUAGGCCAAUCAAGAAGGGGACAGCCGUCGCAAAGGGACUAUGCCUUUACAGCGUAGAGGAGCUCCAGACGGGGCCGGUUAUCUUUUUUUCUCCUUACACCCUAGAUCAGCUCAUCGUCGCUAAAGAGAGACUCGAGAGGGAGGGUGAUUGCCAAGUCUUUCAUACCUCCAGCAUAAACGCCCUCAGCACGCGCUCUGGCGGGAUCCUCGAGGCCGACAGAAAUGCGCCCAGAUGCGUCAACGCCAUUCUGCCAAGUCCAAGUCCAACCCCAGGAGACGCCGAGGUUUCGCCUGAUAACUCUAACAAGUCGUCCGCCACGACACGGCACGUCUCGGUAUUUUCCCUUGCCAUAGCAUUCACCGCCUUAAUCGCCUUAUAG
Molecule: messenger RNA, 624 nt
Organism: Annulohypoxylon maeteangense
Lineage: Eukaryota; Fungi; Ascomycota; Sordariomycetes; Xylariales; Hypoxylaceae
Exons: 3
Coding region: 1-624 (207 amino acids)
Source: RefSeq, a predicted model, not a curated record